UCGCUGCCACAGAAAGACGUGUUUUAUGUCACGCCUUCUUUGUCUCAUUUUGUCCACCAAACGUUUUAUGCUGUGCGUGAAUGAACAAAGGGGAGCUUUGUUGAUUUGCUGGAGUGCUUACCAGGCAUAUUUGGUCAAUCCAUGACCGCGAGCCAAUCAGUGCUAACAUGCUAAAUAGGCUAGCUGUAUGUACAUAUUGCAUCAUUAUGCCUCAUUUGUAGGUAAUUUGAGCUCAUUUAAUUUCCUUUACUUAUGUCGUCCGUGUAUUUAAUUUAUAUUUGCAUGUCUCAUGACAUGUUAUCUGUAUGUAAUAUUGGCUGCAAUUCUGUGUUGUUUGUGUGCCAUGUUGUUCCGGACCACAGCAAACGUUACACAGCUCAAAAAGAUUGUAAUAAAUUCAUUAGAAGAAGACCGCCUGCGGUUUCCUUUAACUUGGACACCCACAUCUAUACCGUUGCCAUUCUGAGCCAGUAAUUUCCAGAACUUAUCUCAUCCUGUGAGAAGCCUCCAUUUUACUAAUUAUUCCAAAAUGUGUAGAAUAAAAAUUAAAAUACAACAUUUCUGUCAACGAAGAUUUGCGUCAGCCUUUGAUAGUAGGCUAACAUAGCUAAUAUAGACACUUACAUCAUGUGUUGUCUUCAUUAUAACACUUAUAUAAGGCUUUUAAUUUUUUGCGGCUCCAGACAGAUUUGUUUUACUUAUUUUAGGUCCAAUAUGGCUCUUUCAACAUUUUGGGUUGCCGACCCCUGCCCUAGGGCAACAACAUAUGUUUGAUGAAACGUGAUUAUAUGCAUGAGUGUAUGUAUGUAUAUGUGCUUGUAUAUGUACAAUAUGCACCUGCCCAAUUCCAAACAAGGUUUAAUGUGUUACAUGUUUAAUGGGUUGGUGAUAACCCUGUAAAUGUUCACACCUGUAAAAAUGAGUUAAAGGGGCGUGGAAGCGCCAACUCUCCAGGGAAGAAAACAAGAGUGGAAGUCCUCCUCUCCACGCAGACGACCGCUCCUGCUGCACAAACAAUGUCCCCUUUGGAGGACUUCCUGGCGUCGCUCUCGUCGAGUUCUACCACCGUGCUGGUGGGCGUCUUUGUGCUGCUCCUCUUAGCCGUUGCCACCAGGAGCUUCACUUUGCAAAGCAAGGAAAGUGAGAGGGAGCCUCCGGGGCCGAAACCAUGGCCCUUGCUUGGCAACCUGCUGCAGCUAAAUCUCAACAAGACCUACAAAGAGUUUUGUGAGCUUUCAGAACGGUACGGGUCCGUAUUUACGGUCUACAUGGGCACCAAUAAAGUGGUGGUGCUGGCUGGAUACAAGGCGGUCAAAGAGGCGCUGGUCAACCAUGCAGAGGAAUUUGGAGAGCGCCACAUCUUCCCGAUUUUUCAGGACAUGAACCACGGCCAUGGAAUUGUGUUUUCAAACGGAGAGUCAUGGAAAGAAAUGAGACGGUUUGCCCUCAGCACUCUGAGAGACUUCGGAAUGGGCAAAAGACUCGCUGAAGACAAAGUCAUAGAGGAGUGCAGCCACCUUAUUCCCGUCAUUGAGAAGUUUAAAGGGCAACCAUUUGACACAACUGCUCCACUGAGUAAUGCCACGUCCAAUAUCAUCUGCUCCAUCGUGUACGGCAGCAGGUUUGAUUACAGCGACCCUCGCUUCACCAAAAUGGUGAGAAGAGCCAAUGAGACCAUUGUACUGAAUGGAUCGCCACAGACUCAGCUUUACAACGCCUUCCCACGGCUGUUCAGCUGGAGUAAACAUCGGCGGAUGAUGAUCAAGAGGCGUGACGAAAACCUCCAGGACGUGAAGGAGCUGCUGGCCAAAGUAAAGGAGAAGCUGAACCCUGAAGUGUGCACGGGGGUAGCUGACAGCUUCUUCAUUCGCAAGCAAAAAGAGGAGGAAGCAUCGAAUGGAAAGAGCCACUUCAACGAUGACAACAUGAUGUACGUUGUGGCCAACCUGUUUGCUGCAGGCACCGACACCACCGCCACCACACUGAGAUGGGGCAUGCUAUUGAUGGCCAAAUAUCCCCAAAUACAAGAACGGGUCCAUGAAGAGCUGAGCAAAGUGGUCGGAAGCCGUCAGAUUCAAAUGGAGGAUCGCAAGAACCUUCCCUACACCGACGCCGUCAUUCACGAGACGCAGAGGUUCGGCAACAUCGCCCCCAUGGCCAUCGUGCACCAAACCAGCCGGGACGUAACCUUCAGGGGAUACUUCAUCAAAAAGGGCACCAUUGUUAUCCCUCUACUUACAUCCGUCCUCUACGAUAAGAGUGAGUGGGAGACACCCAACACCUUCAACCCUUCCCACUUCCUGGACAAGGAGGGUAAAUUCGCCAAAAAGGAUGCAUUCAUGCCCUUCUCUGCAGGCCGCAGGGUUUGUCUCGGAGAGGGUCUGGCUCGGAUGGAGCUCUUCCUCUUUUUCACCACCCUCCUUCAGAACUUUCGCUUCACGCCUCCGCCCGGGGUGUCGGAGGACGAGCUGGAUUUGACUCCAACGCAUGGACCUCGCCUGGCACGGAAGUACGACAUUACUUCGGGAGCACCCGAAGAGGAAACAUGUUGUAGCCAUGGAUGAAGGGAAGAACUCACGCGAGUUAAUCCAUUUUUGGGGGGACUUGAGGGGAUAAUUAUGAUGCGUUCAAGAGUCUUACGGCCUGAGGGAAGAAGCUGUUACAGAACCUGGAGGUUCUGCUUCAGAGGCGGCGGAACCUCUUUCUAGAGUCCAGCAGUGAAAACAGUCCUUGGCGGGGGUGGGAGGAGUCUUUGCAGAUUUUCUGAGCCCUGGUCAGGGAGCGGCUUUUUGCGAUCUCCUGGAUAGGAGGAAGAGGAGUCCUGAUGAUCUUUUCCGCCGUCCUUACCACUCUCUGCAGAGACUUCCAGUCUGAGGCACUGCAGGCUCCAGUCCAGACAGAGAUGCAGUUGGUCAGCAGGCUCGCUAUAGUGUCUCUGUAGAAUGUAGUGAGAAUGGGUGGAGGAAGCUGUGCACUUUUUACCCGACGCAAAAAGUGCAUGCGCGGCUGAGCUCUUUUUACAAGAGCUCCGGUGUGUAGGGACCAGGUCAUAUUGUCAGUUAUCUGCACUGUUAUGGCAGGGCAUCUGUCACUUCAUCCUGGACAAUAUUCAUGACAAAAUGUGUGCUUUGUUUUAAACAUGUGCUAUUUGGAUUUACACUGUAUGAGAAAACAUUUGAAAAGGAAUUUGACCUUUGCAACCUCAUUAUACUAUUGGCUAAGUUUUAUAUUCAUAAAUGUAAGUUUCUCAAUACCCGACCUGUUUUGUUGUGCCUUUAAAAAAAUAAUUAGAACUCUAUGUGAAAACACUCUCGACCUCUAACAACCAAAAAGCUGUGAAAACUAUGAUGCUGUGUUCCAAAUUUAAAUUAUUUACUGAACUUGUGUGAGCCUAUGGCUUUGCACUUCCAUCCAUCCAUCCAUCCAUCUUCUUCCGCUUAUCCGAGGUCGGGUCGCGGGGGCAGCAGCCUAAGCAGGGAAGCCCAGACUUUCCUCUCCCCAACCACUUCGUCCAGCUCUUCCCGGGGGAUCCCGAGGCGUUCCCAGGCCAGCCGGAAGAUAUAGUCUACCCAACGUGUCCUGGGUCUUCCCCGUGGCCUCCUACCGGUCGGAUGUGCCCUAAACACCUGCCCAGGGAGGUGUUCGGGUGGCAUCCUGACCAGAUGCCCGAACCACCUCAUCUGGCUCCUCUCGGUGUGGAGAAGUAGCGGAUGACAGAGCUUCUCACCCUAUCUCUUUGUUAUAUAUAUAUAUAUAUAUUUAGCAUUCUAUUUUAGUUACUUUAUUCAGUUUACAACUCCCU
Messenger RNA from Entelurus aequoreus (snake pipefish), 3802 nucleotides. Its product is annotated as cytochrome P450 2K1-like. Gene Ontology annotation, biological process: xenobiotic metabolic process. NCBI's taxonomy places the organism in Eukaryota, Metazoa, Chordata, Actinopteri, Syngnathiformes, Syngnathidae. The coding region runs from base 1017 to 2564 and encodes 515 amino acids. Gene Ontology annotation, molecular function: iron ion binding; heme binding; oxidoreductase activity, acting on paired donors, with incorporation or reduction of molecular oxygen, reduced flavin or flavoprotein as one donor, and incorporation of one atom of oxygen. The record is from RefSeq and is a predicted model, not a curated record. Gene Ontology annotation, cellular component: cytoplasm; intracellular membrane-bounded organelle. The transcript is spliced from 11 exons.